GCUUCCGCUUCCAGUGAGGAGCCGGCGCGGCCCCGCUCCGAGGCCGCCCUCCUUCCGUCCCCGAGCGCCGCGGCGCCGCGAUGUCGAGCUACACCAAGGCCGCGCAGCAAUGGGCCACAUUUGCACGAUACUGGUACCUUUUAGAUGCCAAGAUGCAACCACCAGGAAAAAUUGCAGCCAUCGCUGCCCUCCGACUUCAAGGGAAGCAUAAACCCAUCUACCAUGCACUGAGUGACCUUGGUGAUCACGUUGUCAUAAUAAACACACGUCAUAUUGCUUUUUCUGGCAACAAAUGGGAGCAGAAAGUGUAUUCAUCACAUACUGGUUACCCUGGUGGCUUCACACAAGUGACAGCAGCUCAGCUUCAUCGAAAGGACCCAACAGCAGUUGUAAAACUGGCUAUCUACGGCAUGCUCCCCAAAACUCUUCUUAGAAGAACCAUGAUGCAAAGGUUGCAUCUCUUUCCUGAUGAGGUUAUCCCAGAAGAUAUUCGCCAAAAUCUCGUUGAAGAGCUUCCGCAACCUCGCAUAGUGCCUAGGAGGUUAGAUGAAUAUACGCAAGAGGAAAUUGAUGCUUUCCCAAGGCUCUGGGCUCCGGCAAAAGGUGUUUGAGAAAGGUAGUGGAUCACAUAUAAAAGAACAGAAAGAGUUACCUGCAUAUCUUCUGUCUUCGUGAAGACCAAAUCCUCCCAGGACUUUACAGUUUGGUUGUUGUACAAACAUUUAAUUUAUCUGCUCUAAACUGUGAUUUUUUUUCAAAUAUAGAGCAGUAUUACUUGGUGAAAAUAAUCUUCCGUGUGAUGCAAAGCAGAGUCUGCAAACUGAAAGAAAGUUUUUAAGAAUUGCUUUGUUAUCACAUUUUCCCCUCUCUGUUUUUUCUUGGGGUGGUGUUCAGGAUGCCACCAAAAAGAAUCAGCACAUCACACCUUUGUACAUCUUCCUGGACUUGGGGUCAACUUCUUUUGUAGCACACUGACUCUGUGAUUAAUAGAACAUUUGAGCAAGUAUGCUUGGUGAUAUGUUGUCCUGUUUCUUCUGAAGCCUUCAUUAUCCAGUGAUCUCCCACACUUAAUUUAAGGCAGCCUGUUACAACAAGGGCUUCCACAGAUGCAUCCUUGCUUGGAUAGCUGGCCAGGUCAACGUCAGCACCAUCAGUUUAAGAUAAGUCCAGUUUUUCAUCUGCUUCUUCCAGGAGGGAAAGUGGGAUGAAGCUAGGAUUCGUACACUAGAUGCUGGCAUCAGAGCCAGGCUUCUUUAACCUGGUGAGCUCUGGAUCCAUUAUCCACAGCUACCAGGUCAGUGAUACAUGGGGAUGAUCAGAGUUACAGUCCAAGACAUACAGAGGACAUGUCAGCAGGGAAUCUAAUAUAGUCAGUCAUGCAGAGGUUUAUUGAAAAUGCCAUGUUUUAGCUGUAGACUUCAAAAGCAGCAUGCAUACCAUUAAAAUACAAAUAAAACUUCAAAAUCACAACAAAUCCAAUAAAUCACAAUACACUGACCAGUUUCUUAGAAGAAAAGAAGGAAAACCAGGGAGACAACAAUGUAUCCAGCAGGAGAGAACAUUGAAGCAUACAGCACACAGGCAGUAUCCUGCUAAUUUGUGUACAUCUCUGUUUCAAGGCCACUGUGGUUAAGAAGCAGCUUAGUAAACAAUGUACUUCAAAAGGCGUUUUUUCUUAUUGAGCAGAAUAUGCCAUUUGCUUAAAUUGCAGAAUAGGUAUCUGAGGUAGGUACCUCAUCUGUGUAUUCUGUACUAAAUGUGUCAGUUUCUCUUUGUUACUAGACCAUCUGGUAAAAUCUGUAACUCUCCUAGGAUUAAAAAGUGAGUGGAUUUUGGAAGAAUGCUUGAAACUGCACAUCUGUCUUUUACAACUUCUGGCACAUGUAUAAAUGAUAAAUGAAACUUUUAAAAAACGGGUUCAAUAGUCUUUGUUAGUGAAUUGUUAUCAGAGGGUGUGAUUUUUUUUUCUUCCUUCUUGUAGUGCAGCUUUUUAAUGAUAUCACUUAUUUACAGAGAAUGAAUAUUUAGUUAUCAAGACUGUAAAUUUGUGAUUUAGUUCUGAUACUGUAACAGACAGUCCCCAUGGUCAUAGCAAAUCUGGCAGUCUCCUCUCCCAUUUCAUGGUAUGCACUUAUGUCUGACAGUGUAGACCAACAUUAAAAAUUCAGAAUUUUAGUAAGUGAUAAAUGCUUGCCUAUGUUGGAAAAACACACAGCAUUAAUGUAACUAGCAUGGACUUGGUAACUGCCUACAUACUAAGACCAUCAUUAAAUUUUGACCUGGUUUACAGAGCA
Molecule: messenger RNA, 2294 nt
Organism: Varanus komodoensis (Komodo dragon)
Lineage: Eukaryota; Metazoa; Chordata; Lepidosauria; Squamata; Varanidae
Gene: MRPL13
Product: mitochondrial ribosomal protein L13
Exons: 7
Coding region: 81-611 (176 amino acids)
Biological process (GO): negative regulation of translation; translation
Cellular component (GO): ribosome; mitochondrial large ribosomal subunit
Molecular function (GO): structural constituent of ribosome; mRNA binding
Source: RefSeq, a predicted model, not a curated record